Messenger RNA from Erinaceus europaeus (western European hedgehog), 5600 nucleotides. It is a transcript of the gene TENT5C, whose product is annotated as terminal nucleotidyltransferase 5C. Lineage: Eukaryota; Metazoa; Chordata; Mammalia; Eulipotyphla; Erinaceidae. Gene Ontology annotation, molecular function: poly(A) RNA polymerase activity; RNA binding. The record is from RefSeq and is a predicted model, not a curated record. The transcript has 2 exons. The coding region runs from base 154 to 1329 and encodes 391 amino acids. Gene Ontology annotation, biological process: mRNA stabilization.
CCGUAUAAGAGCGGAGGGGGCGGCGGCGGGCCGGCUCACUCGGUGCCGCUAGCUGGGGACUGUAGUGACCGUGCCGCUCCUGCCGGGGGCUGCCCACGCCUAGGACCUCUCUCCUCCGCCACCGCCCAGUCUCCCUGGAAGAACACCCUCGAGAUGGCAGAGGAGAGCAGCAGUGCCAGGGACUGCUCGUCCUUCAGUGUGCUCAGCUGGGAUCAAGUUAGCCGACUGCAUGAGGUCCUGACAGAGGUCGUCCCCAUCCAUGGACGAGGCAACUUUCCAACCUUGGAGAUAACUCUGAAGGACAUUGUCCAGACUGUCCGCAGCCAGCUGGAGGAGGCUGGCAUCCAAGUGCAGGAUGUUCGCCUGAAUGGCUCUGCUGCUGGCCAUGUCCUGGUCAAAGAUAAUGGCUUAGGUUGCAAAGACCUGGACCUCAUCUUCCAUGUGGCCCUCCCGACAGAGGUCGAGUUCCAGCUGGUCAGGGACGUGGUUCUACGCUCCCUUCUCAACUUCCUGCCGGAGGGCGUGAACAAGCUCAAAAUCAGCCCAGUCACUCUGAAGGAGGCCUACGUCCAGAAGCUGGUGAAGGUCUGCACAGACACGGAUCGCUGGAGCCUCAUUUCCCUCUCCAACAAGAACGGGAGGAAUGUGGAGCUCAAGUUUGUGGACUCCAUCCGGCGUCAGUUUGAGUUCAGUGUGGACUCCUUUCAGAUCAUCCUGGAUUCUCUGCUCAUCUUCUAUGACUGCUCUAGCAGCCCCAUCUCGGAGCACCUGCAUCCCAAAGUCAUCGGGGAGAGCAUGUAUGGGGACUUUGAGGAAGCCUUCGACCACUUACAGAACAGACUGAUUGCCACCAAGAACCCCGAGGAGAUCAGGGGCGGGGGACUGCUCAAAUACAGCAACCUGCUCGUGCGGGAUUUCAGACCCACUGACCAGGAAGAAAUCAAGACUCUAGAGCGUUACAUGUGCUCUCGGUUUUUCAUCGACUUCCCGGAUAUCCUCGAGCAGCAAAGGAAGCUGGAAACCUACCUUCAGAACCACUUUGCCGAGGAGGAGAGGAGCAAGUACGACUACCUCAUGAUCCUGCGCAGGGUGGUAAAUGAGAGCACCGUGUGUCUCAUGGGACACGAGCGGAGGCAGACCCUCAACCUCAUCUCCCUCCUGGCCUUGCGCGUGCUGGCAGAACAGAACAUCAUCCCCAACGCCACCAAUGUCACCUGUUAUUACCAGCCAGCUCCUUAUGUCAGUGAUGGCAACUUCAGCAACUACUACAUUGCCCACCCUCCAGUCACCUACAGCCAGCCCUACCCUACCUGGCUGCCCUGUAACUAGCCUUGAGACCUGAGGGUUGCCACCACCUGGGGAACCCCAAUAGGGCAAGGGCUUUCAGGUAGGGAAGCCUCCUUCUAGAUGUAGGUGUUUGGCUUUUAAAGGGGAACUCAGCUCUGAAACUGCUUUUUUUUAUUUUUUUUAUUUUUUGUGUGUGUGUAUACCCAUUGGAAUGAGUCUACCAUGAGCCAACCCUAAAGGGACCCAUUUUUCCAGUGCCACUUUGGAAAAUUCAAUAGGAAGUAUGGACCUAUCCACAUCUUUCCAAGAUAAAUAUUAACAUGCGUUGGCCAACCAAAAGCACAGAGGGGAUUGGAGCUCUGUGCAGUAUUUGAGAUAUGGAGACACUUGGGCCAUAGAGAACUGGACUAAUUGUCUUCCCAACUGAGCCUCCAAAGUAGCCCAAGUUGGUCCUCACCUGAGGUUCUCAGCAGUUCCAUGAAAGUUGUGUGGAUAGUGUGUACGUCCCCCUUUGUAUCAGUUUUAGUCAGGCAGAAAAUGGUAAAUCUGAGGGUGCUCUUGUGGCUUAAUUUUUGUUCAAGGAGCUAAAAUGCUUACAUUUAUUCCCUGUCAGCAGAGCUGAGGACUCCUUUUGGCAAACCCAGCAGAGCCAAUAGCUGGAGAAUUGUGAUCUGUUUGGAAGUGGUUUCUGGCUUAGAUGUUGUGCUAUCAAAAGGAAUUGUGAGAGAGUGCUGAGAAAAAAAAAAAGAAAAAUUAGAAAAAAAGACCUUUUCUUGAAAUGUAACUUGAAAACAAAAUAAAAUGUGGAAACAUAAUGUUAAAAUAGAAAUUUGGUGGUGGUGGUGGGGGGCUGAUUGUAAAUAGGAAACAUGAAUGUUCAAUUUUUCUUCUUUAAGGAAUUCUUAUUGAAUGACACAAUUUCCCCCCAUUAGCUCAUCCCUUUCCUAAAACAGCAUUGUGUUGAGUCUAGAUUCAUUGUCGUAAUUGAUAUGAGGGUCUUUCCAUGUUUUAAUUGGAAACCCAAUUUGGUCACAUUCCAAGUAUGGUAAGCUGUUGCUUUGUGGGUAUUUUCUGGCUGAUUUGUCCUUGUCCUUGUUUUUCCAAAAAGAAUGUGCAUACCUUCUCCAGGUUUUCUAACAGCAAGUAAAUUCAGGAACUUAAAAAUAAACAGAGCAACCUGUGGAAUGUGCUACUCUUCAGAGCAGAGUUCUUUGGCUGAGAGUACCUUUAGACGUGAACCUGUUAUACCCAUGUGGUACAUGAAACCCGAGGUCUAGCAUUCUGUCAAGGUUUGCAUGCAUUGGAGUAACCACAACACUUUGCACCAAUUCACUCUGAUGCACUGGAGAAGUGACUCAAAGAUUUUCCUUGUUCUGGUGGAUUUGAUCUUGUUUAUUUUCUGCACUUUAGGAGGAAAGCAGUGUUAAUCUCUAGUCUGAAGCAAGUUUAGUCAUGGGAGAGUUAUAGUCGAAUCUGCUGUUGCUCUCCCAGUAGAUUUAGGUAAGGGGUUUUGUGUUUGGAAACUUUUGUGUGGAAUCUUCUAGAAAGUAUCAAUUUAGGGUAUCAAGAACAAAGAAACCCAAGAUGGCCAGUCUGUUUGGUUUCUACAGUGAUUCUGCCAAGACCAUAUUCCCAAUUUUUCAUCUUCUCUGGAGGUCAUAAAGAAAAAAAAAUCCCAAGCCCUAAGUUCUUGCUAGCUCUCUUCUCACUUUAAGCAACAAAAAUGACCUUAGUGCAGAUACGUUCAGAAGCAACUGAAUGGUUUGCCUUUUUCUAGUAUAUUUUCAGGUUGUUGUAUUUCUGGAAUGUGAUGUCUCAGUCCUUUUAAGCAGGUCAAAUGGAAACCCAAGGCUGGUCUCCAUGCUCAGUAGGUGACUGGAGGCUCCUUUCUCUGUGUGAACAGCCUCCUGACAGGCAUAGCUACAUGUGAGUUAGCUGGUAUUGAGUCAAGGACCUUGAGAGAUCCCCCAGAUGCUUCAGUGUUAAAGGUGGACAAUGAAGAGUGAAUCUCAAGUUUAAAAACUAUGUGGUCAUCUGUGGCCUUUAAAAGCUGCUGUUGUGGUCACAUGAUAACAUGUUUGCAUGUGUGUGUGUGCGUGCAUGCGCGCACACACACACACACGCAUAUAUUUAACCAGAGCUAUUAUGUGCUGAAACUGCCAAAUAAGCACCUGCUGACAGAAGACAGUAUUGCAUCUCAAGGAAGGCUUGGGGAUGGGGUGGGGGGUAAUGAAGCUCCAGAUGAUGAAGACAGGAUCAGAACCACACUGAGUAAUUAAAUUUUCAGCUUAUCUGUAUAAUUAUUUAUGAUUCUCUUUCUGUUCCUAGUUGGUACUAAUCUUCCUUCAAGGAUGAAGGGAGAAGUUUCUCUAAGUCCCCCCAAUCACUCUUCACCUCUAUUCCUGGUUCUUUACCACCAUCGACAUAUGGUCAUUUUGAUGAAGUACCUUCAGCUGAAAUUCUUAGUUAGCCUAGCUGUUUGGGAUUUGAGGGCACACAUGUGUUCUAGAACCAUCAUGGUAAAAAAAAAAAAUCACUUGCCAAAGUUGCCCUUUUGAAACAAAGUUGUUUCCACCUGCAAGCCUUCUGCCACCCUUGAACUAGACCAGGUUAAGCUUGAGUUUCAAGUGUCUGGAAAUUCCAGCUGAAACCUGUCUUUCACGCUGCUCACCUGGGUACUCUGAAGUUGGGCGUGUGUGUGUGUGUGUAAUGUGAAAUUUAGCAGUGACCGAGGGCACUAAUGUUCAAGUGCACGUUCGAACAUAAACUUGAGCAGUUGCUUUUACUUCAGGACUCUCAGCUAUUUUUCUGAUGCUCCUUGCAAGUAUGCAGCUUAUUAUCCCAGCCCACUUCGUAGAGUCUGUUUGAACAGCAGUGAGAUUAGAAUAGUACCUCUCCCUCCUUGGAUUGGCAGAAGGGUACACACCAAAUUCUCGACCUUGAGCUUUGAAUCUUGGCAGUCAGACAUGAUUUCUCACUCAAUAAUUUAAACCCUUGAAACCAAACUAUCGCUAACACCUAGUCAGGGCUCUGACUCCAUGUGGGAUGUGGCCUGGCCCACACCUGAAGAAUCUGGCAAACUGAAAGAGUUUGGGUAGGCAAGAUUUUGGGUUCCUGGUGUGUAGUAGUGGAGUGGUUUGACCUUCAGGUAUUCCCAUCCCAAGUUUGAUAUUUCCCUGGGAGUUAGUGUCAUCUGUGUGUGAGUCUGUUUUGUGGUGACAUAACAAUAAGUUUGCUAAUUCUGAAUAUGUUUGUCCCUCAGCUACUCCUCUCACACUAGCUCCUGACCUUCAUGGUGGGUUAAGAUUUUAACAAGUCUUGUCUUGUUAACUUUGGGGAAAUGGUAGCAUUCAAAAGCAACUCUCCACCUUGAACAAUAGUGCCUUUCUAGUUGAUCUUCAGUGCCUUAUUUAGGAUGCACCUAAAUUCUGAGCUCAAAUGUCCUCUUCUGAGGAUGAUGAACUAUAGCUAUGCAGUUGUGAGCCAAGCCCUUGAUGCACAUAGAACCAUUCCACUGGGGUACUAACUAGGGAGAACCCAUUGAAUGGGAUUUGUAAGGUGCAAGAGCUUGCCAUUGCCAAAGCUAGCAUCAUAUCCUUUAUCUGGCAGAGACCAAGGAAGUCACAGCUGACUUUGGACCAUACUCCAACUCAAUUAAAUUCAGAGGACCAAGGGAGGUAUGUAGACUGGGUGGUAUUAAAACAUCCACCAACCCUUCAUAAUUAUUUGUGGGGACUUCCAAGUUGUGAAACAGGAAAGAAAAAAAUGCUUUUUGUAAGUUCAAGUUCUAAAUCAUGUUUACCUAUCACUUUACCAAAAAAAAAAAAAAUUGCUGAUGUGUAAGCCAAGAAAAUAGUGUUGCUUGCACAUAGUGAGAGUUGGUACAAGUUGUCAUUUGUUUUCAUAGGAAGGUAAGCAGGUCAUCCACUAAAGAGGAAGUCAUUAAGUAAGUCUCUGGUCAUUUAAAUGUUGUAACCAAUUAGCCUCUUUUUGUUUUUGUUGGGUAAAAUAAAUAAAUGCUUAGGAAAAUUGACUUAUCACUGAUUUCCAAACUGAUCUCGAUAACAAGUAACACAUUCAUUAGACUUCAUUGGAAGAGGUUUUCUUAAGGGGGUGGGGGUGUAUAUUUAAAUAGCCCUUUGAACAUUCAUUCCUUAGCAGUACCUAGACUAUGUGAGUUUUCCUCUUUGGUGUAAUGGUCAUGGGCCUUCUUACAUGUUCCAGGUAAAAUCACUUGUCAAUGGAAAAUGUGUUAGAACUUGACAAAAUUUGAAACUUUGAGUUUGAGAAAUAAAGAUGUAUUUAAAAGCCAA